GUCCCAGCUGUGUGAGUGAGCGGAGCAGUGGCCAACUACAUAUACAUAUAUACCUACGAAUACGACUAAUACGAGCCAAGUCUCUCUCUCUCUCUCUCCUGGUGUGUCCGCGCGAGAGCUGAUAGCCCCCAGAGAGCUCUACACUCGCGCGCGCGAACGCUACAUCUCGGGAGAGGACUGUGUGUGUGCGUGUUGUCCAGCUCGUCGUUAGGAUAUAGCAGUGCUGUGAUUUACACCUGGUGCGCGCCUCCAGGAGUCAGGGCAGUGUCUGGAGUAUAAGCACACUGGUGUAUUAUAGCCAGAGCGCGACGGUCUCACCAUAGUGCACACACGGAUACUGAGAGCGCAUAUAUAGCUAUAUAUAUAUAUAUAUAUAUAUAUACGUAGACACAAGAGCGAGAGAGAGAGAGAGAACGUACAAUACGGGAAAGAGACGGGGGCCAGCCUGCAGCAGCAGAGUUAUAGCCGAGGUUUUUUCCAUGUUUUCGGCUGCGCCCGGAGAAGGUUUAGCUUGCAGUAGCGAGGCACAGUAGUCGUCGUCUUUCAACGAGGACACCGGUGCUCCACUACUACUGCUGCUGCUGCCCCGAGACUCAGCUGCGCCCGACGACGAGUGGAUACCGCGAGUAUAAGAGUGUUGUCUCGCUCGCGCGAAGACAGAGACAGAGCGAGAGAGAGAGAGAGAGCUACUGCUCAGGUGCCAGCAGCACGAGCGGAGUUAUCGUCGCCCUUCGACGAGAGGCAACAGCAGAGCGCGAGCAAGCCCCUAGCACACGAGGGCGGAAACCCUCGUGCGCCACCGAGACACGCCAGCGUAUAUGAUAUUCUACACGGAAAAUGAGUCGACAUGAUGGGGUAAGCUGUGACUCCUGCAUGAAGGGAAAUUUUCGGGGUCGCAGAUACAAGUGCCUAGUGUGCUAUGACUAUGACUUAUGCGCCAGCUGCUAUGAGGGCGGUGCCAGCACCACUCGCCAUCUCGCUGACCAUCCCAUGCAGUGCAUUCUCACCAGAUCAGAUUUUGAACUCUAUUAUGGAGGAGAAGGAGUGAGCAUUGAACAGCCCCAAUCGUUAACUUGUCCAUAUUGUACAAGGAUGGGAUUCACAGAAACAACGCUACAGGAGCAUGUAGCUGCAGAUCAUCCAGAUACUUCAUUUGAAGUGAUUUGCCCAGUGUGUGCAUAUUUACCUGGUGGUGAGCCAAACCUUGUUACUGAUGAUAUUGCUGGCCAUUUAAAUUUAGAGCAUCGCAGUGGACCAAGAGAUUUAAUAAGUUUUCUUGAUGAAUCAGCUUCCAAUCGGCAUGGAAAUCGGCGGAUAACACAUCCACCUAGAGGUGUCAAUACAUCCAGGACUCGCAGGUCUAACAUGCAUUUUAGUUCCUCGGGUGGACUUAGCCCAAGUAGCAGAGAUGGAAUAGAUCCAAUAGCUGAAUUACUUUCGCAAUUAUCAGGAGUUCGGAGAACUGGAGCUAGCAGUAGUGGAAGUGGAAAUGCAGUUCAAAGUUCAUCAGCACCGUCACAAUUACAGCAGUUACAGAUGCAAUUACAACUUGAACGUCAGCAAGUCAGGGCUGCCAGGCAACAAUUAGAGCGAUUACCGAAACGGCAGACGCACGUAAUCAACUCCGUCGCUGGUGGGGCCAGCAGCAGUGGAAAUAAUUCAAGCACCAUGUCUAGUGUCGUCGCAAAUAAUACAGCUAGCAACAACAAUGUUGCCAGCUCUGCCAAUCCAUCCAGUGUCUCAGCCGCAAAUUCACAAAACUCCACGUUUCUUCUUCCUCGAUGCAUAGCAAGCACGCCAUCCGACUCGCAGCUGCAAAGCAUCGAGCGGGAAAGUGCUAAUCGCAGCCUGUUCACACGUGAGCUAGUGGUCAGCACGCUGGUAGAAGCGCUGCCGGAUCUUGCAACCACGCAGCAGCAACCGGCGUCGAGCACUGUGCAAACACCCGCCUCGAGCGUAUCUACGGCGUUGAGCAGUCCUGAGACGCCGAGCGCCGCAACAUCCAAAAAAUCAGCAACCGCCUCUGGCUCCUCGGUUCAAGAAAGUGCCACCGGUAGUAAAAGAGAGCAACCGAGUGGUGCUGCUGCUCUCACGAAGCAACAGCAGCAGUCACAACACAGCACGACGCAGGCGACGCCUGCAAACAACUUGCACCAGGCUGCGGCUGCAGCGACAGCGACCGCGGCAAACCAGGGACUGCCAGCUAACCCAAACGCGGUCUCGGCGCAAAGCGCGGCACCCGUUGUACAAACGUUAAUGCACGUCAUACCUCAACCACUGCAUCUUUCCUGAAAAAUCCACAUUACAAACAGGUACUGCAGCAGCCACUGCCAAUAAGGAAUACCGGUACAGGUACAAUCAGGGAACAAAUGGCGACGCCGCCAGCGCCGGCCUACCUGCGUGGCGGUGUUGGUCCGGUAGGUGUGCCUACUGGUCAAUCGCGUCGGAAACCCGUGAGAACUGUCGAUGGCAGAAAUCAGUCAACGGAACCACCGCCCCCGCACUAACGAGGCAUCCUUCCUCUCGACCAGCCGCAGCAGCAGCACCAGUCGUCCCCAUCGCCAUCGCCUGUCAACACCACUGUCACCUAUCCGUCGUCCAUCCUCCUGUUGUCUACUUCAGCUGCCGCCGAUGUUGUACCCUCGCACUCUCGCGACAACAACGAGUUGCCGCAUCAUCCAUCCCAAGUCCAGGCUAGCCCUAUUUCACCUCCUUCUCCUACCUCUGCAUCCUCAUCUACGGUACGUAGCGACGAGAGCGAGUACGAGCGAGCGAGAGCUGAGAUAGAUUGAAAAAAUGUGAGGCAGAGGUAAUUGAAAUAGCGAUGAUGAGAGAAAAAUAAAAGGUGUUGCAUAAAGAGGAAAAGCGAGAGAGAGAGAGAGAGAGAGAGAGAGAGAGAGAGAGAGAGAGAGAGAGAGAGACAAAACAACAAAACAAAAACCCACUAGCACUAGUCCUAGCACUGUUUAGAACACCUCGUCAUUAUUGUUAUUAUUAUUAUUAUUAUUAUAAUUAAUGCAUAACAUUUACUUGCGAAUUUAUUCAUUUCUACUAUAUACACAAACCCGCGUGAGGGAGAGAGCGCAAGACAAGACAACAAUAGUGUUGUCAAAGGGAGCAAUUUCAUAAAAAGCUCUCAUUCGCUCUUUCUUUCUUGUUCACGUUCGAUCAAAGCAAGGGGAAAAGCGAUUGUGAAGUGGCGGCUUUCUCCUCUUUAGUGAUUCUUUCUGCCCUUUUGGAAAACUGCUUAACUCAUGGCUCUUGCAAAGAGUUUCCUUAUUGCAGAUUCGCGUACUACAAAGAAUGCCGAUCAUAAAAUAAAAAAGAAAUGGUGAAUUUAUUUUUAUUAUUAUGCGAAUAAGGCGCUUUUCUCGUUGUUGCAACUAACGUGGUUUUUAAGAUGCGAGUAAGAAUUUCGGCGAAUCAGAGAAUAAGUUUCAAGUAGAGGGUCGCUAUUGCUAAAUAUUAAGUAAGUUUGGCUUGUUGUAAAAUAUAUUCUUCAAAUUUAAUAGAGACGAUGUUUUUUCGUAUAAAAAUUGUAAUAAAUUAUGUCUCGCGUUGUUCUUUUAUUCGCCUCUAUCGAAUAUCCUUAAUAUUCUUCCAUGCUUAGCAAUUUUAAUCAUUUCACGUUCUUAACGUUUUAUUUUAUGUAGAGUAUUUCCAUUUUAAAUUAGUUAUACUAAUUUCAUAUAUCUUUCGUGGUAACUUCUUCGUCCGAGCAACUAUUGGCUAACUUUGCGCCUUUUAAAUUGUCAAUGAUUGUUGUUAUCCGAUUAAUAUACUUCAUUAUACUUUGUAAAAUCUUUAUAGAAACGUUUUAACUUCUGAAGUCUUUAAUCUAAGUAAAUGUAUACUUGGUGCAAAAUUUCCAAGUUUAGUACAUUCAUAUAUAUUUAAUACAAGUCAGCUGUGUAUUAAAAUUUCAAGUAGUUUACUGUUGUCUCUCCGUCUCUGCAUAUCGCAAAAGACGAAAACUUUCCCUACUUUCAAUUCCUUUGUUCUUUCUAUUUUCCGCUUUCCUUGACUCGUACUGCGUGAUUUUUUGUAAUUAGUGAAAAAUAUACAAGGAAAAAUAUCGCUCGCUCCAAGUGCUGCACUAACAUAAUACAGAAAAGAGACAGAAUAUUGCGUCUUAAAGUAUAAUACAUAAACGAGAUAUGAAAAUGAAGUGAGUAUGGUGAACGAUGGAACUCUUUUUUCAACAGCGAAAACACGUACACCACCGCCAAACGUGUGACAAGAUAACGAUAAACUGAGAAUAAAAACAGUAGCCCCGUGUCUUAUUACUUGUCGAUGAUUUAUAAUAACAAAGCCAUGGUUUUAAGGGAAAAAAUGCAAUUUUCAUUGAUUAUCAUCAUUAUCAUCGUAUCGAAUAUUAAUAUAAUACUAACGCUAAGGCUUGUAAAACUAGAUAGUUAAUAAAUGAUACAAGAAAAAACGUGCGUUUGACAGAGUUGCGAGAGCCACUCGAAAAUCGCACAAACCCUAUUGUAAUAUACACGCGACUUAUACCAGACUUACAAAAAUACGAAUAAUAUGGGAGGAAAAAAUCGUUUAAAAAAAGACUCACACAAACAUGUUUUUGUCACGAAUCUGUUUUCUGAACUCAUAUGUUCUUUAGAAAUUUUAAAUGUUGCGUAUAUAAACAAAGAACACAUCCACACAAGCGUUUUCUUGUUGAGCCGAUACGCCUUUUGAAAUUGCGCUUCCGAUUCGUUGUACUGCGAUGCGUGCACUUUCAUCGAUGAGCGAAAAUACGAAUUGUAAAAUUUUAUAAUGUAUAAAUGGAAAUAGCGGGCAAAGAGGAGAGAAAGAGACACAGAAAUCAAUUUUUAUAUGGGCGUUUGUAAGCUCGGGGGAAAUAAUGCUCGAGGAUUAUUCUGUAGGUUGUCAUAUACAUAUAUUCACGAGAUAAGCAAAAUUAAAAAAAAAGAUAAACGUGAUAAAGGGGCUACUGUGCGCAAAUUUGAAAGGCGUUCGGCAGAAUAAAGUUUUUUCGAAAGUAAUACGUAUAUCAUGUACUAUAAAUAUACACACAUCGUAUUGAGCACGUCGAAAACCAUAAUGAAUGCGAGAAAAAGUAAUAAACUACGAUUUAACGGAAAUUCUAAGCAAAGCAGGUAAAAAAAUGGAGUUUUUAAAACGAGAACCGAAAUUUCGGUGCAAUUAUUCUGUAAGAAUAGAGAGAGAGAGAGAGAGAGAGAGAGAGAGAGAGAGAGAGAGAGAGAGAGAGAGACGCAGAGAGAGAGAGAGAGAGAGAGAGAGAAACUCGGAGAGAUUAAUGUUUCAAACGUUCUUAGGCAGUGAGCAAACAAAAAAGGACGGCGGAGUGGGCGACGCGUAAAUUGAAAUAGCGUAAGAGGACGUCACAGCUCGUAUUAUAUAUUUUUGUUUUCUUUCUGUACAUAUUUAUAAAUGAAAAAAAAAUGACGAUGGUGAUGUGUGGAAAAAGAAAGAGCGUGAGUUGAACGAGUGAUUUAUGUAUGCGAGAAUCCAGUGAGUGCAAGAGUAUAUAAGUGCGAAAGCGGCACGCACGUAUAAAAAUCUCACAGCAUUACAUAUAAAUAUACAUAAAGCGAUUUCUUAGCGACGAGAUGGAAUAAACUUUCGAUCCUUAUGAUUGCAUGGCUGAUAUUACGAACGAAAGCAAGAAGGCGGAUGCGAGGAAGUCGUUGAAAGUUUCUUUAUAUACAAUUCGUAGAGGUCAGUGAAAAUAAUAAAAAGUUCAAAAUUAUUCACUUGCGCUAGCACAAUGGCAAGACGAGCGUUUGUAUUAAACGAGAAAACCGAUUAUUACAUAAUUUGGCCGGACAAUGUGUGUUUUAUUAUAUAUAAAUAUAUACAUAGAAUUCUUAGACACAGCAAAAGUUGAUGAGAGAAAGCGAAACGCGAAAAAGAAAAAUAAGAGCAUAAUGCGCGGUAGGUGAGCAUCAGCGUCGAUUUAAUCGGUUGAGGUGUUUGUCUUUAUUAGAUGUGCUCUCGAUCGUCGUUACACACGAAAAUACACCCGUACAUUAAACACACUGACACGUACAAUUACACAAUUGCGUGGAAUUAAUGGCGACUUAUACAUAAUAACGAUAAUGAUUGAACUGUAAAUCGUGUUUGGUUGUAUUAUUUGUGUUAUAAUAUUCCUCUUAUGCAGAAUAUAAUGGAAAUUCAAAGGAAGUCUUAAAAUCA
Messenger RNA from Nasonia vitripennis (jewel wasp), 6180 nucleotides. It is a transcript of the gene Kcmf1, whose product is annotated as E3 ubiquitin-protein ligase KCMF1. The record is from RefSeq and is a predicted model, not a curated record. Gene Ontology annotation, molecular function: zinc ion binding. Gene Ontology annotation, biological process: synaptic signaling. Gene Ontology annotation, cellular component: plasma membrane. The coding region runs from base 838 to 2292 and encodes 484 amino acids. The transcript has 9 exons. Lineage: Eukaryota; Metazoa; Arthropoda; Insecta; Hymenoptera; Pteromalidae.